UUGUAAGUUGUAACCAUUAACAAAGCAAAAGCAAGGUAUGUCUGUUGCGAAAUCAACGAAUAUGCCACCAACUAUGUACACGUGGCAUGUUCCUUCUUUCUAUGUGUCUUCCUUUCUCUCCACGUGUCCCUACCCUCCACCCCCUUCUCAUUCCUCUUCUCUCUGUCAAUUACAGUUUUAUCUGUAAUUGUUUCCUAUGGAUUCUUUUCUCUUUUUUUGAUGAUCAUUUGCCAUUGGUUAUUUGUUUUCAUUGUAUCAUAGUUUGCAUGCAGAGUGCAAUGGUGAGAGCAAAAGGUUUUGUUUUAAUGGAGAAAAUAUUGUUGAAAGAUGGAGGAAUGUUUGAUUGGUGGGAUGAGAUUGAUGAAUCAGAGGAAUGGCAGAGAUUCAUUUUCUAUUUCUUAUCUGCUUCCUAUGCUUUUGUUUCCUUUGUUGCCCUGGUGCAACUAUGCCGAAUUCAAUUGAGAGUGCCAGAGUAUGGGUGGACAACACAAAAGGUUUUCCACUUGAUGAACUUUAUUGUGAAUGGAUUGAGGGCUGUUCUCUUCGGUUUCUACAAGAGUGUGUUUCUUGUUAAAUCCAAGGCGCUUGAAAUGUUGCUUCUGGAUCUUCCUGGUCUUUUAUUUUUUUCAACAUAUACGUUGCUUGUCCUUUUUUGGGCAGAGAUAUAUCACCAGGCAAGAAGUCUUCCCAUUAAUAAACUUAGGCCUGCAUACUAUAGCAUCAAUGGAUUUAUAUAUUUUGCUCAGGCAUGCAUAUGGAUUUCUGUAAGAUUAAGUCAGAGCCGGCUUGCGGUGGAACUUGCUAGACUCUUCAUUUCAGUUAUUUCAUUCUGUGCGGCGCUAGGAUUCAUGAUAUAUGGUGGGAGGUUGUUCUUCAUGUUGAGACGUUUCCCUAUUGAAUCUAGAGGUCGUCAGAAAAAGCUGUUUGAGGUUGGUUUUGUAACAGGGAUCUGCUGUGCUUGUUUCUUGCUAAGAUGCUUUGUGAUGACACUCUCGGCCUUUGACAAGAAUGCUGAUCUCAAUGUUCUAGAUCAUCCAAUCCUAAAUCUUAUCUAUUACAUGUUAGUAGAAAUUCUUCCAUCAGCUUUGGUGCUGUUCAUCCUUCGAAAAUUGCCUCCAAAGCGCGUUUCUGAUCAGUACCACCCCAUUAAUUGAAGAGAUGAAUGCAUUAGUACCUGCAACUUCAAGAUUAAAUGCUCUGGAAAAUGUAAGAGCUGCUUGAUCCAUGGUCUAGAUUUCCUCACUGUCACAGAACUUCUCAUGUAUAUUCACCCUACUUUUUCUCAACAGAUAUCCACUUCGUCAACUUUUUGCUACUAUAAUUCAAAAGUAGCAAGAGAAUUUAACAUGUAUUGUCUUCGCAAGUGAUAACAUGCAGCGGGGGAAUGCUUUUCAAUUACUGGUUUCAUUAGCACAAAAAAUUACUAAAAGAGAGAGAGAGAGA
Molecule: messenger RNA, 1443 nt
Organism: Durio zibethinus
Lineage: Eukaryota; Viridiplantae; Streptophyta; Magnoliopsida; Malvales; Malvaceae
Product: tobamovirus multiplication protein 1-like
Source: RefSeq, a predicted model, not a curated record